UUUUUUUUGUGCGAUACUUACGUCCCUACGGCCCGGAGAACACUACUAAUCUACAGUGAGUCGCCCACGCCACACAACUAUUCGCUUCUACGGCAUGCAUCUUCCCAAUCUUCUAAAAAGUAAAAGUCUUGUCUGACGUCUCAUACACAGAUGGAAGAGGAAUACACCCGAAUCGCAGAUGCCAUUCGCCACCGGGCCAAGUCCCAUGAGAAGAAGCGAUACCUCGUCGCCAUCGCUGGUGUACCCGGUUCUGGCAAAACAACAACAGCGACUGCCAUCGCACAGCGUCUAAAUUCAGGCCCGACCCCAGUCCAGACCAAGCUUGUCUCCAUGGAUGGCUUCCACCUGUCCCGGGCGACAUUAGACCAACUUCCGAACCGGGAAGAGGCAUAUAUUCGCCGUGGAGCGCCGUGGACAUUUGAUGCGGCCCGAUUUAUUAGGUUCGUACAUCACCUACGACAAUGGGUAGAUUCGUUCUCCGACGAAACCAUAUACGCACCCGCCUUUCACCAUGAAACCAAAGACCCGGUCGAAGAUGGCAUCGUGAUUUCGAACGAUGCUUCUAUCAUUAUUAUCGAAGGCAACUAUCUCCUCCUCGAUGAGCCCGAGUGGCGCGACGUGGCACAACUGGUCGACUACCGGGUAUUCGUCGACACGGACUUGCAAGAGGCACGAGAUCGCGUGGCAAAGCGCCACGUCACGGCGGGGAUAGAAAUGACAAUCGAGGAUGGAUACCGUCGGGUGGACAGCAACGACUAUCUCAAUGCGCUUACCAUCCGGGAUAAGCUGAUCAAGCCUGAUAUAGUAAUACACAGCAUCACAGAGGUAUCGCCAUAGCUUGUCCCUAUCCGCCUCCCUAUUUACAUCACCGACAACGCUACAUGUAUAUAUAACGAUUUCAUGCCAACCCUGCCACAUAUUUACUCCUUGAUCUUCUGUUUAUGAAACACGUCUGAGCCCAAUUAGCAAACAAUUU
Aspergillus alliaceus is the source of this 976-nucleotide messenger RNA. RefSeq names its product phosphoribulokinase/uridine kinase family protein. NCBI's taxonomy places the organism in Eukaryota, Fungi, Ascomycota, Eurotiomycetes, Eurotiales, Aspergillaceae. Gene Ontology annotation, cellular component: cytoplasm. Gene Ontology annotation, molecular function: ATP binding; kinase activity. Bases 151 to 837 code for a protein of 228 amino acids. The record is from RefSeq and is a predicted model, not a curated record. The transcript has a single exon.